Molecule: messenger RNA, 1581 nt
Organism: Lasiosphaeria miniovina
Lineage: Eukaryota; Fungi; Ascomycota; Sordariomycetes; Sordariales; Lasiosphaeriaceae
Exons: 4
Coding region: 257-1159 (300 amino acids)
Source: RefSeq, a predicted model, not a curated record
GGCUGCGGGUCGCUGACGUUGUCGGCGCGCACGGGCUACGCGGGCCAGGUGCGGUGCUCAUGAUACGCUGCCAUCCGGUUGGCUCUCCCGAAUUACACGUCGGCAGAUACGCAGGGCACCUUUGGGGCUGGAGAUAGCUCCGAAUACCUGCCCUGAGCGGCAACAUAUAAUGCUCGUCUGCAUGCGAGGUCGAGAUAAGGUCCGACUCGGCAAGGAGAGAGGAAAAAGGACAAAAACUGCGCAAUGAAACGGUAACAUGUAUAUGUGCACUCCGUGCCUCAGCACGUCAUGCUUGUUGGUUUUGUUAUCCGUCUCCAAGUCUCGAGUCCAGUCAAAGGAGGGCUUGGCCCCCAUGUGCCCGGCAUCGCGCCUUCUGAGACGCCAACAGAAAGUCCCCACUAACCACCAGGUACUUACGGUAUUUUAUCCACUUGAGUCUCUCCAUCUCGUUCACAGUUCACACUUUUCACAUUGUCUCAGAGACUUUCACCCACCGCCUCAACAGCAUCCCCCCUCCCCCGACUCCAACCCUCGCCCCCUUCCUUACGGAGUCUCCAACGUUCCAAUUUCCAAUCUGUCGUUGGCCUUGGCACGCACCCGUGCUCCAGCCAGGUGGCAGGUCCCUGGGACUGGAACUUGGCAGUCUCCGGGGCAUCUGGACCUUUCUCUUGGCGGGGUUAGCUCGCCCGAGCUUACCUGCCUUGGGGUCCCACUUCGGUUCUUUUUCUCUUUCCCGGGCAUAUUCUUUCAAACCUCUGGGGGCCCUGUUAAUCAGGUGUGGUCCACCCGCUCAGCCACCUCGGCGAAGGCUUUCGGUUUGCGGGAACCCCGCGGCGUAUAUCCUUGUGCCGGUAAUGAACUGGAACUAAGUUUCUUGCGUCUUCGCAUCACCACGACGCCGUUGAGGCUCAUUUCCCCCCACCUCAUCAGACGUUUCCAAAAUCCAAUCCCUCCUGCCGUCCGCCAUCUGUGGCCUGUUUUGUUUGCCGCAGGCUCCCAAUCUGGAACAAACCCCCUAAAGCCCACGCCACCAUGUCAGCGCCGCAACUGCAUCCCUGGGCUCUUGACAGCAAGCUCGACUGACGCCUGCUCUGGCCCGGUUUUCGUGAUCUCUCGCGCGCGAGGUAGAGUUAGGCGUCAAUGGCACGCUAGCCUCUAAAUAUACGCAUUUGACAACAACAUUUUGAUAUUUAUUUAUUUCACCUCCUCAGUCGCCAUCGCCUGCUCGGCAACAUCUCGCCAUAUCGACACUGAUUUCCUUAGCCAUCUUGAUACGUCUUCGCGAGAUAUAUACCUGUUCAAGCCCUAUCCCCGCGCCAUGGAGAGCUUCCGAGAAAUCGUUGUUGGCCAGUUCAAGGCCCUACGCCCAUCGUUUCUCGCCAAGAAGCCCCAUUUCAACUUCAUAUCUACACACUACCUAUGGAUAUGCGGCCUUGCCAUAACCGGAUCAAUCGUCCUAUUUUUCUCGGGCCAGCACAACUUGGCCUACAUUGACGCCCUUUUCUUUGCGAGUGGUGCCAGCACCCAGGCGGGGUUGAACACGGUCAAUGUCAACCGCCUCAACACCUUUCAGCAGGUUGU